Molecule: messenger RNA, 336 nt
Organism: Penicillium oxalicum
Lineage: Eukaryota; Fungi; Ascomycota; Eurotiomycetes; Eurotiales; Aspergillaceae
Exons: 3
Coding region: 1-336 (111 amino acids)
Source: RefSeq, a predicted model, not a curated record
AUGUCUUCACAGAAAUCCGCUCCAGCAUAUGUCUCGAAUGGACAGACCCUCUCCAGCCCUCCGCUGACCGUUCGCUUGAACCGCUUCGUUGAGAGCGUCUACCUCUUCUUGGGCUUGUACUUUGUCAGCUUGUUCUCGUUUGAUGCAAAUGCUUCGGCCCAGAGCUCACAAUUCAACAUUCACAAUCGAAACUCUGUUUCGCGUGGGACAUCGAGUUGGGGCUCCCGGGCUGGUGGUUCGUCGGGUCCUGCUUCGCGACGGGGAGGCAAUGGUGGGGGGCCGCGCCUCGGUCGCGUGGAUGAUAUUCGAGGACCGGAGUGCAAGAGCUGUCAAUGA